This is a messenger RNA of Mangifera indica (mango), 1525 nucleotides long. RefSeq names its product mevalonate kinase-like. Gene Ontology annotation, cellular component: cytoplasm. Gene Ontology annotation, biological process: isoprenoid biosynthetic process. Gene Ontology annotation, molecular function: ATP binding; mevalonate kinase activity. The record is from RefSeq and is a predicted model, not a curated record. The transcript is spliced from 5 exons. Lineage: Eukaryota; Viridiplantae; Streptophyta; Magnoliopsida; Sapindales; Anacardiaceae. The coding region runs from base 186 to 1349 and encodes 387 amino acids.
CAAUGAAUAAAGAAAAAGACAAACAAAAACAGGAAUCUACGUUGGGUUUUCCAUCGAGACUUACUUUGAGUUGCUGAGUUAUCUACCUAUUAAGUAUCACCCACUUUGAACCUUUCUUCAUUAACCAACAUACUCUGCAAGAAAUCUUUUACACGUCAUUUAUAAAUAUAUUUAGUAAAUCAAUAAUGGAGAUCAAAGCUAGAGCUCCUGGGAAAAUUAUACUCGCUGGAGAGCAUGCUGUGGUUCAUGGGUCAACUGCCGUAGCUGCCAGCAUUGACCUCUGUACUCUUUGCUCUAUUCGUUUUCAUUCUGAUUCUGAGAAUGAUGAUAUGCUGAACCUGUCUCUGAAAAGUGUGGGAUUAGAAUUUUCAUGGUCAGUUGGAAGAAUUAGAGAAACACUUUCUCACUUGGGUGGUCCUUUCCCGUCAACACCCACUUCAUGCUCAACAGAAGCUGUUAGAUGUAUUGCAGCUCUGAUUGAAGAACAAAACUUUCCUGAGGCUAAAAUCGGACUUGCUACUGGAGUGUCUGCUUUUCUCUGGUUGUACACCUCUAUUCAAGGGUUUAAGCCCGCCACAGUGAUUGUUACAUCUGACCUCCCAGUUGGUGCAGGUCUGGGCUCAUCAGCUGCAUUUUGUGUCUCACUGACAGCUACUUUAUUGGCAUACUCAGAUUCUGUGAGUUUAGAUAAGAAUCAGCAAGGAUGGCUCGCAUACGGGGACAGUGAUCUUGAUCUAUUAAAUAAAUGGGCUUUUGAAGGUGAGAAGAUAAUUCAUGGAAAGCCAUCCGGACUUGACAACACAGUCAGCACAUAUGGCAACAUUAUCAAGUUCAGGUCAGGUAAUCUGACACGCAUCAAGUCCAAUAUGCCACUGAAGAUGCUUAUUACUGACACUAAAGUUGGGAGAAACACUAAGGCAUUAGUUGCUGGUGUUUCGGAUAGAACCUUGAGGCACCCUGCUGCCAUGGGUUUUGUGUUUAAUGCUGUUGACUCUAUUGGCAAGGAACUGUCUACCCUUAUUGAGUCACCUACUCCUGAUGAGCUCUCCACGACUGAGAAGGAAGAGAGGUUACAAGAGUUGAUGGAAAUGAAUCAAGGUUUGCUCCAAUGUAUGGGGGUCAGCCAUGCUUCUGUAGAAACCAUUCUUCGUACAACAUUGAAAUACAAAUUACCUUCCAAGUUGACUGGAGCUGGGGGUGGGGGCUGUGUGCUUACACUGUUGCCAGCGUUGUUAUCUGGAAAAAUUGUUGAUAAAGUGAUGGCAGAGUUGGAGUCAUACGGAUUCCAGUGUUUUGUUGUUGGAAUUGGUGGAAAAGGUGUUGAAGUUUGCUUUAGUGAGUUGUCCUGACAGAAGCAGUGCAUAGAUCACGAAAACAUCUAUUGUUGUCAUCAAAUAAUCGCAUGAUAAUGUAAGAUCUAAGGUUAUAACCUUUUCUGUUCUUCCAGUUUGAUUUGUAGAUUAGGCUGGCUGUUGUAUUUCUAAUCUUCUUUACCACUUCACUUAUGAGAUGAGUCUGUUCUCCC